Molecule: messenger RNA, 255 nt
Organism: Paraglomus brasilianum
Lineage: Eukaryota; Fungi; Glomeromycota; Glomeromycetes; Paraglomerales; Paraglomeraceae
Source: the annotation of a GenBank genome assembly
ACCACUCAGCAACCAAUUUGGCAUAGUAGGAAUUCAGGUAUCUGGGAGAAUGUAUAUUUAAAUGUUCUUGUAAAAGAUUCUGGUGGUCUAUCUCGCUACUUUCAUGUCGACCACGCAGAAAUUUCUCUCACAUCAAGAACACCAAAUGUUCAACCAAGUCCUACUGUUAAAUCACCACCAUCUUCGCCAUCAUCAUAUAGACUAUCUUCACCAAAGCCAAGGAAAGGAAAGCCAACACGAUUCGAUCAAAAAUAG